This is a messenger RNA of Sporisorium graminicola, 2331 nucleotides long. RefSeq lists its product as uncharacterized. The record is from RefSeq and is a predicted model, not a curated record. Gene Ontology annotation, biological process: intra-Golgi vesicle-mediated transport. The transcript has a single exon. NCBI's taxonomy places the organism in Eukaryota, Fungi, Basidiomycota, Ustilaginomycetes, Ustilaginales, Ustilaginaceae. The coding region runs from base 1 to 2331 and encodes 776 amino acids. Gene Ontology annotation, cellular component: COG complex.
AUGGCAGCAGUGCAGUCAGACGCUGGUCCUUCCCAGCCGGGGCGGCGUGUCCUCGACGACCCCGUCUCUACGUCAUCAGCAACAACAUCUUCCACCCGCCCUGUUGCAACACGAGUACGCUCCGUGCUGUUGCAAGGUCCACGCGAUGCCAACGACAUCCGCACCGCGCUCAACACUCUGGCGCAAAUGUACCCUUCCACCUCAUCCGCCCUCACCUCGACGCCCACGGACAGCCACAUCGCCCCCAAAACUCGCAACUCACACGAAGCGCCAACAAAAACGCCUCCUCUGGUCGACACGGCGCGAGCACGGCGCGAUCUCGACAAAGACAUCCGACAGCGCAUGCUGAGCGCCACGGACGACAUAAUCGCUGUUCUUCAAACCGUAGAUCGAGGCCUAAUUCGGCUGUCAGACGAUGUUGCGGCUAUGCACACGUCGUGCGAUGCGGUGCAGGCGAAAUUGCGCGCCGCGGAACAGGCCAGUCGAUACCUCGUCGAGCACGCGGAAGGUCUCGAGAAGCAACGAGCUGCCGCCCUCACGCAGGCCCAAGUCGCCAAGCUCUUUCUGUCUCGCUUCACGCUGUCGGACGCCGAACGCGCUUCGAUCUACUCGAGAGAAGUGCGUGCGGGAGACGACCUUUUCCAAGCGAUGGACAAGCUGCAGCGUAUUCGCAGCGAGUGCCAGGUUCUGCUGCAAGGAUCCGACAGCAUAUCCACUUCAGCUUCGACAGCAGCAGCGGCAACCGCGAGCGCGGGUGGCGGCACACGUGCAGGCAUAGAAAUUAUGUCUGCCACCGCCCACGACCUCGACCAGGCCUAUCAAAAGCUGUACAAGUGGUGCUCUUUCGAAUUCCGACAGCCGGUCAAGGAAGGAUUGGAAGUCUCGCCGAGUCUGCGAGAGGCUACACGGCGGCUCAAGCAUGCACGCCAAGACCUGCUCCGAUCCGCGCUCACCACCCUAGUCCAGACACGCAGCUCGAUCCUCGCCAACGCCUUCAUGGCAGCCCUCACCAUGGGCGCCGGUCCCCCCACCUUCCUGCCAGGACCCAUCGAGCUACACGCGCACGACCCGCUGCGCUACGUCGGCGACAUGCUAGCGUGGAUCCACCAAACCGUGGCAUCCGAGCGCGAAUUCCUCACCGCGCUGUUCGACGAAAAGGAAGGCGAGGGCGGCCGACGCAUUGGCCAGCGACGACGCGGCUUGGAAGGCUCGCUCGACCUCACGGGCUCCGAUCCCGAGUCGCUCCGCCUUGGCCCCGGCGAAGCGCUGGUGCGCGAAGUGCUCAACUCGAACCUCGACGGCUGCUGUCGUCCCCUCAAGGUGCGCAUCCAGCAGACGCUGCGGUCGCAGGAGGGAAGCGUCAUGUCGUACAGGUUGGCGCACCUGGUGCAGUUCUACAGGUCGACGAUGGACAAGACGAUCGGAUCGAGGGCAACGUUGAGUAAGACGCUGGGGGAGGUGUCGGAUGCGGCGGUGGGGGCGUUUGCGGAGACGGUCGAGAGGCAGAGGAGAGGGAUUGAACGGUACGAGGGGAUGCCGGAUGCGGAUUUGGGCUUGCCGCCGCCGCUGGUGGCGACCAUGGCGACGCUGAAGGAGUUGACAGGUGAGUUUUCCAGGUCGCUUGCGGAGGAUGCCGGAGUGCCGCAGAGUAAGAACACACAGGAGGCAGCAACAGCAGCAGCACCGCCGGCAGCGGAGAGUAUCACGGCAUCGCUGUCGAACUUCGACUUUGUGCUGGACAAACUCGUGGAUCCGCUCAUCGACAUGGUGCAGCGCAUGGCUGCCUUGCACAUCGCCAAACGGCCACGCGCACGCACCGAAGCAGCCGCACAGUGGGAAUCGCUCCUCUUCACAUGCAACUGCUUGGAAGCGAUAUCAUCCACCCUAGACGCCUAUGCGUUCACAGGAUGGAAAGCCGCACAAGUCCGCACAGCGCUCGACACGGCACUCGCCCAGCUGACCGAGGAGCACUCGCGCCACCUGCUCCAACGCUCCCGUCUCUCCGGCGUCCUCUCCGCCAUGGAAGCGCACAACGGAAAGGGCGGACCUCUGUCGACCGUUCCCGGUGCGACGCAGGACGAAGUGGUUCAGGCACUGAAGCGGUUCGACGAGUGUUUGGCGCAGGACGACCUGCUGACAACUGCAGAGAUGGCGCGGCUGGCGAGUCCGUCGGCGCGCCAAACGGUGCACGGGGCGGCGCUGCGCGCAUUGACACGCAGGUACGGCGAGCUGGUUCAGGCAGUCAACGAUGCAGGCAACGGAUACGAUCUCGAGUCCGGCAGGCUGGUCAUGCGUUCGCCGGAGCUGGUGGCGAUUCUGUUAGGCGUGUAA